Mercenaria mercenaria is the source of this 1215-nucleotide messenger RNA. RefSeq names its product ubiquitin-conjugating enzyme E2 H. The record is from RefSeq and is a predicted model, not a curated record. Lineage: Eukaryota; Metazoa; Mollusca; Bivalvia; Venerida; Veneridae. Gene Ontology annotation, biological process: protein polyubiquitination; ubiquitin-dependent protein catabolic process. Bases 106 to 651 code for a protein of 181 amino acids. The transcript is spliced from 6 exons. Gene Ontology annotation, cellular component: nucleus. Gene Ontology annotation, molecular function: ubiquitin conjugating enzyme activity.
GACAAGCGACGUCACCAAGAAUAUACUGACAUUCGCCAUAUUUGUUGUUGUUUUAUAAGUUGCAGGAAAACAUUUUAGAUUUUCGUCGUUUAAAACGAUAAAAGAAUGUCAUCCCCGAGUCCAGGGAAGCGCCGAAUGGACACGGAUGUUGUCAAACUUAUUGAAAGCAAACAUGAAGUGACGAUACUGGGAGGCCUCAAUGAAUUUAUUGUGAAGUUUUAUGGACCAGCAGGGACCCCAUAUGAGGGUGGAGUGUGGAAAGUGCGUGUUGAUCUCCCAGAAAAGUAUCCAUUCAAAUCACCUUCCAUCGGCUUCAUGAACAGAAUCUUCCAUCCAAACAUCGAUGAAGUGUCUGGAACAGUGUGUUUGGAUGUAAUUAAUCAGGCAUGGACAGCACUUUAUGAUCUCUCUAAUAUUUUUGAGUCGUUUUUGCCCCAGUUGUUAAGCUAUCCAAACCCUAUAGACCCACUGAACGGAGAUGCGGCAGCUAUGUACCUACAUAAACCUGAGGAUUACAAGAAAAAAGUCACAGAGUAUGUGAAGAAGUAUGCAACGGAAGAGGCGAUACGUGAACAAGAACAUCAAGAUUCCUCUAGUGAAAGUUCAAUGAGUGACUUUUCUGACGAUGAAGUUCAGGAUAUGGAGCUUUAACCUCAGCCUACAAUACCUGAUGUACACGCUGGAAAUCAUUGCAUACCUUUAGAUGACUUCUUAGGACUUAAAACUGAGCUGCACCAUGUGAAAACCAACAUAGUGCAUUUGGCGACCAGCAUGGAUCCAGACCAGCAUCCGUGCAGUCUGGUCAGGAUCCAUACUGUUCGCUUUCAAGCCCUACUGCAUUUAGAGAAACCAUUAGCUAACAGUAUGGAUCCUGACCAGAUUGUGCAGAAGUGCAGGCUGGUCUGGAUCCAUGCUGGUUGCAAAUGCACUAUGUUGGUUUUCUUAUGGUUCGGCUCAAAUCUCAUGUUCCUGUUGGAUCCAUCUAAUCCGUAACAGGCUGUAUUUAAUCCCCCAAAGGGAGGCAUAUUAGUUUUCAACUGUCGGUCCGUUCGUUCAUUAGUUUGUUCGUUCAUUCUUCACAACAUUAACUUUUCGCAUGAAGGCUCUUUACUCGCUAACCACUGCACCCAGGACCUUCAAACUUCACAUGCUGAUAGUACUUAAUGAGUACACGACCCCUACUGACUUUGGGGUCACCAGGUCAAAGGUCAGAGU